AUGACCGUGACCCCGGACCCGGGGGGCCUCAGCUUGCAGCUGCCCCUGGACAUGAUAGUGGCCUUCUCCAGCACGCCCAGGGACCCCACCUCCAAAUUCCUGGGCUCCUGGCUCCAGGCGGAGAUCUCCCCAGACGUCUUCCCCCACAGGCCCUGGCACUGCCCCAUUGGGGCAGGCUCUCUGGGCCCCCUGGGGCCUCCCGGCCUCACCGAUGCCCAGCACUACCAACAGCAGGAGCCCGCUGACCCCCAUGGCCCCGCCGGGCCCGACCCAGAGAGGCUGCGCCGCCUGGAGGAACGGCUGGAGGGUCUGAGAGCCGCGGUGGCCCUGCUCAAGGAGCAGAACGCAGUCCUGCAGUCCCGGGUGAAGCAGCUGGAGUCCUGUGAGUGCCGCCGGCCUCUGUGUACGUGGCAGGGGAAACAGCAUCCAGACGGGACCCGCUGGGAGCCCGACGCCUGUACCAGCUGCCUCUGCCUGGACGGAGCAGUACGCUGCAGGGCCCACCCGGACCGACCCCGCUGCCUCGGCUGCACCCACGCCAACAAGACCUACAGCAAUGGGGAAACCUUUUUCCCGGACCCCUGCACUGCCUGCCGCUGCCUGGAUGGAAAGGUGGCAUGUACUCAGCAGCCCCCAGGAUGCUGCCCUCACUGUGAGCCAGGCUGUGAGUACGAGGAGCAGUACCACCCAGAGGGCACCAACUUCCUGUCCAGCUCCAACCCUUGUCUCAGCUGCUCCUGUUUGAGGGGCCUGGUUCGCUGUAUCCCUGUGAAGUGCCCACCCAGCACCUGUUCUCAGCCUAUCCUGAGCCCUGGGCACUGCUGCCCAACCUGCCAAGGCUGUGAGGAGGACGGCUCUUCCCACGCCCAUGGAGAUGAGUGGACGGCCCCUGGUGACCCCUGCCAGCUCUGCCGCUGCUUGGAGGGCCAGGUCCUGUGCCACCAGAAGGAAUGUGCCAGCCUCUGCCCGCACCCUGCCCGGCCCCACCCUGGUACCUGCUGCCCGGUCUGUGACGGAUGCUUCUUGAAUGGGCAUGAGUACCGCAGCGGGGAGUCUGUGAAAUCUGGGGACCCCUGUACCCACUGCCGCUGUGAGGAUGGGCGUGUCCACUGUGAGCCGGUGCCUUGUCCCUCCUUGCCCUGCAGCCACCCGGGCAAAAGGCCCAGCCAGUGCUGCCCUGUCUGUGAAGGCUGUGAAUAUGAGGGGCACCAGUACCAGAGCGAGGAGACCUUCCAGCCCCCAGGGCACGGCCCCUGCACUCACUGCUCCUGUCAGGCUGGCAGGGUCCGGGUUGCCACGGUGAUGGUGGUGUGCCCUGCAGUGUGCAUGCUGGAUGGAGAGGAGUUUGCCGAGGGAGUGGAGUGGGAGCCGGAGGGGCAGCCUUGCCACACCUGCUCUUGUGUCCGGGGACUGCCUGUCUGUGGACCUGUGCUCUGCCCCCCGCCCACUUGCCAGCACCCCACCCAGAUGCCCGGAGCCUGCUGCCCCAAAUGCCAGAGCUGCACCUUCCGGCACCGCGUCUAUGCCAAUGGGCAGAAUUUCACAGACCCUGACAGCCCCUGCCAGACCUGCCACUGCCAGGAUGGGACGGUCCAGUGCUCUCCCAUCGACUGCCCCCCUACCACCUGUGCCAGGCCUCAGACCGUGCCCGGGCAGUGUUGCCCUAAGUGCCCAGACUGCCUCCUGGAGAAGCAAGUGUUUGUGGACGGCGAGAGUUUCUCCAGUCCCCGGGAUCCAUGCCAGGAAUGCCAGUGCCGGGGAGGCUCUGUCCACUGCCAGUCCCGGGCCUGCCCUGAGGCUCCCUGUGCCCACCCUCUGCCUGGUACCUGCUGCCAGAGCAACUGUAACGGCUGCGACUUUGCGGGGAAGGAAUAUCCCAACGGAGCAGAAUUCCCUCAUCCCACCGACCGUUGCCGCCUCUGCCACUGCAUUAAUGGGAACGUGCAGUGCCUGAGACGGAGGUGCCCCCCACUGUCCUGCCCGGAGCCCUUCUUGCCACCUGGCGAUUGCUGCCCCCAGUGCCCGGCACCCCCGGCUGGCUGCCCACGGCCUGGAUCACCCCCCGCCCGCCAUCAGGAGCAGUUCUCCCCGCCCAGGGACCCCUGCCGCCGCUGCCUCUGCCUCAACGGUUCCACGUCCUGCCAACGGCUGCCCUGCGCCCCGGUGCCCUGCACGCAUCCCCUGCAGGGGGCCUGCUGUCCCUCAUGUGAUGGAUGCCUGUACGACGGGAAAGAGUUGCCCAACGGGGAACGUUUCCUGGACCCCAGGGACCCCUGCAAGGUCUGCCUCUGCUGGGAGGGCAGCGUCAGCUGCAAGCCCCGUGCCUGUGCCCCCGCCCAGUGCCCCUUCCCCACCCGGGGACCUUGCUGCCCGGCCUGUGAUGGAUGUGAGUACCUGGGGGAGUCCUACCUGAGUGGCCAGGAGUUCCCAGAGCCUGGAGAACCGUGCAGCCACUGCACCUGCCUCGGGGGCUUUGUCUCCUGCAGCCGUCGGCCCUGCUACCAGCCAGGCUGCAGUCACCCGGUCACCCCACCCGGACAGUGCUGCCCGCUUUGUCAGGGCUGCCUGUAUAGCGGGAUCACUGCAGCCACGGGAGAGACAUUCCCAGACCCGGCCGACCCCAGUUGCUCUCUCUGUACCUGUCAGGCUGGUUCCGUGCAGUGCCUGAGGAAACUGUGUCCACCAGCCACCUGCCCUCACCCCACCCCAGGGCCCUGCUCCUGCCCUAUCUGUCUAGGUUGCCGUUUUGAGGGACAGGAACGUCAGGAUGGGGAGGUGUUUGAGGGGCCAGAGGGCAGCUGUGAACAGUGUCGUUGCCAGGCUGGCAGCGUGCACUGUGAGAAGGACCCGUGCCCUCACCUGUCCUGUGCCCUGCAGGUUACAGAGCCCGGGACCUGUUGCCCCCGUUGCAGAGGCUGUGUGUCUCAGGGUAGCCAACACCCUGAGGGCAGCAGCUGGACCCCGCCGGAUGCCCCCUGCUCCACCUGCAUGUGCCACGAGGGCGUUGUCACCUGUGCCCGCAUCCGCUGCAUCAGCUCUUGUGCCCGCCCCCGCCAGGUGCCUGGGGAGUGUUGCCCACUCUGUGAAGACUGCGUGCACGAGGGCCGGACGUACCAUCCCGGGGAUAGUUUCCAGCCGGGCGCCGACCCCUGUGAACUCUGCACCUGUGAGCUGCAGCCAGAGGGCUCCCCACGCCUACACUGUUCCCGGAAGCAGUGCCCCAGCCUCUUGGGCUGCCCCCCAUCACAGCUCCUGCCCCCUGGGCCUCGGGACUGCUGCCCGACCUGUGCCCAGGCCUUGAGUAACUGCACAGCCGGGCUGCUGGGAAGGAGGUUGCCUGCCCCGGAUCCCUGCUACACCUGCCAAUGCCAGGACCUGACGUGGUUGUGUGUGCCCCGGGCCUGCCCUCAGCUCAGCUGCCCCCUGGCACAGCACCAUACGCCCCCCGGUGCCUGCUGCCCUGUCUGCGAUGAGUGUGUGAUAGAGAUGAACCGGCGAGUGGCCGAUGGGGAGAGCUGGCAGGAUGCCAGCAAUGCCUGUGUCACCUGCACCUGCCAGCGGGGACACGUGGAAUGUCACACGGAGGAAUGCGCAGCUUUGGCCUGUCCCGACGGUUGGACAAGGGGGCGGGUCCCAGGCAGCUGCUGUGACCAGUGCCAAGCCCCCACCCUGCCCUGCUCCUACCAAGGCCGCAAGGUGCCCUCAGGAGAGAAGUGGGCAGUGGAUGAGUGCACCAGCUGCUCCUGCCUCUCCGGCGUCGUGCAGUGCCGGAGCCAGCGAUGCCCGCCCCUCACCUGUGCCCCAGAGGAGGCCCCGGGCCUGCACCCGGGUCACUGCUGCCCGCGCUGCCUGGCCCGGCCCGCUUCCUGCCUGGCCUUCGGGGACCCGCAUUACCGCACCUUCGACGGCCGCCUGCUCCAUUUCCAAGGCAGCUGCAGCUACGUGCUGGCCCGGGACUGUCGGGGAGGUGACUUCAGCGUCCACGUGACCAACGAGGACCGGGGCCGUCGAGGCGUGGCUUGGACACGGGCGGUGACGGUGCUGCUCGGGGGCCUGGACGUGCGGCUCCUCCGCCACGGGGACGUCACGGUGGACGGGCGGCCGGUGUCCCUGCCCUUCUUGCGGGAGCCGCUGCUGUUCGUGGAGCUGCGGGGCCGCACGGUGCUGCUGCACACUCAGCUCGGGCUCAAGGUGCUGUGGAAUGGUCAGUCCCAGGUGGAGGUGAGCGUCCCGGGCUCUUAUCGGGGCCGGACCUGUGGGCUCUGUGGCAACUUUAAUGGAUUCGCCCAGGAUGAGCUGCGGGGCCCCACGGGGCUGCCGCUGGCUUCCGAGGCCACCUUUGGCAACAGCUGGCAGGUAGAACCGGGCCAGGCCUCCUCCUGUUCCCCGGGCCAGGAGGUGAACCCAUGUCGGGAGGCGGGUUACAGAGCCCGGCGUGAGGCCAAUGCCCGUUGCGCUGUGCUGAAGUCAGUGGCAUUUGAGCGCUGCCACCCGGUCGUGCCCCCGGAGCCUUUCUUUGCCGCCUGUGUCUACGACCUAUGUGCCUGUGGGCCAGGAGCCCCUGCUGAUGCUUGUCUCUGUGAUGUCCUCGAGGCCUAUGCCACCCGCUGCCGCCAAGCUGGCAUUAGCCCAAAAUGGCGGGGCCCUUCACUCUGUGCGGUGGGCUGCCCCCUGGACCGGGGCUUUGUGUUUGACGAGUGUGGCCCGCCCUGCCCCCGGACCUGCUUCAACCAGCACGUGCCCCUACGAGAGUUGGCCGCCCACUGUGUGCGGCCAUGUGUGCCCAGUUGCCAGUGUCCGGCAGGGCUCGUGGAGCACGAGGGUCACUGCAUCCUGCCCAAGUUCUGCCCUCCAAUCCAGCUGGCCCCAGAACUGGAGCCCAUGCCUCUGCCUACCCCCAGCAGAGACCCCCGCUGGAGAUCCUGAGCUCGUAACCUGGCCAGAUGGAAAUUCGGCUUCCAGUCACAACUCUCCACUCAGGCUUUGCCCACCAGAGUCUGGUGACCAGUCCACCCUACACUAAGACCCUUGCUGGACUGGCUCAUUCCACUCCUAGGUCCACCAGGCUUGUUACACUGAUUCCAGUCUGAAAAGGUGGGUGGGGGGAGCAUGGUGCCCAGCCAGGUCCUGCUUGCUUGGUUUACCACUGAAUCGGAGUGCCAGCUGAACCCACAUCUGGAGCAUUAAACCUCUGAUGAUUUCUC
Messenger RNA from Ornithorhynchus anatinus (platypus), 5204 nucleotides. It is a transcript of the gene KCP, whose product is annotated as kielin cysteine rich BMP regulator. The record is from RefSeq and is a predicted model, not a curated record. Bases 1 to 4926 code for a protein of 1641 amino acids. Gene Ontology annotation, molecular function: protein binding. The transcript is spliced from 40 exons. Lineage: Eukaryota; Metazoa; Chordata; Mammalia; Monotremata; Ornithorhynchidae.